AUGGCCUUGAGCUUGUAUGUCUUCCAUGUCUUCUAUAAGUUCAAAGUGUUGGUGAUUGUCACUUUGUGUUUGAUGGUGCUAUGGGCCAUGUUUGGUUACUUUGUGGACUCCAGACAGGAAAUGUCUAAAGCUAAGAGCAUGGUGGAGGAUUUCAGAAAGGUAACUAACCAGGAGGACAGUCAAAAGGAAGAGAAGAUUGAAUCAGUUGUGAAAGUUGCCACGGUGAAGUCAUUUCAGGGUCACUGCCCAGCUUUGUCUCCCUACCUGCGAGGUGCCAGCAAACUCACCUUCAAAGCAUCUCUCACGCUAGAAGAAGUGCAAAAAGAGAACCCUCAGGUAGCCAAGGGCCGAUAUCACCCUACGGAGUGCUUGGCAUUGCAGCGUGUGGCCAUCCUCAUUCCACAUCGCAAUCGAGAGAAGCACCUACUGUACCUCCUGGAGCACCUCCACCCCUUCCUACAAAGGCAGCAGCUGGACUAUGGCAUCUAUGUUAUUCACCAGGCUGGCAGCACCAAAUUUAAUCGAGCUAAACUGCUGAAUGUAGGAUACCUAGAGGCCCUAAAAGAAGCCAACUGGGACUGUUUCAUUUUCCAUGAUGUGGAUCUGGUGCCAGAAAAUGACUUUAACAUUUACAUGUGUGACAGACAACCAAAGCACCUUGUAGUUGGCAGGAACAAUACUGGAUACAGGUAG
This is a messenger RNA of Antrostomus carolinensis (chuck-will's-widow), 693 nucleotides long. RefSeq names its product beta-1,4-galactosyltransferase 4 (gene B4GALT4). The record is from RefSeq and is a predicted model, not a curated record. Lineage: Eukaryota; Metazoa; Chordata; Aves; Caprimulgiformes; Caprimulgidae. Gene Ontology annotation, cellular component: Golgi apparatus. Gene Ontology annotation, molecular function: galactosyltransferase activity. The coding region runs from base 1 to 693 and encodes 230 amino acids. The transcript is spliced from 3 exons. Gene Ontology annotation, biological process: carbohydrate metabolic process.